Molecule: messenger RNA, 1740 nt
Organism: Laetiporus sulphureus 93-53
Lineage: Eukaryota; Fungi; Basidiomycota; Agaricomycetes; Polyporales; Laetiporaceae
Product: DnaJ-domain-containing protein
Exons: 7
Coding region: 1-1740 (579 amino acids)
Cellular component (GO): cytoplasm
Molecular function (GO): nucleic acid binding; zinc ion binding
Source: RefSeq, a predicted model, not a curated record
AUGGGAAAUCGCGAGUCGACUGGGGACGAGCAAGCCGAGGAUGGACUCCCAGCUGCUCCGCCGGAUUACUAUGCCUUGCUCGAGGUCGACGAGUCCGCGACGACGGACGACAUCAGACGCUCGUUCAGGAGGCUAGCACUGGUUCACCAUCCAGACAAAAAUGUGGACGAUGUGGAAAGAGCCACGAAGCGGUUCGCAGCAUUGCAACAAGCGUACGAGGUUCUCAGCGAUGAUCAAGAGAGGGCUUGGUAUGACAACCACAAGGCUUCCCUCGUCCCUGAGCCCGAUGCUCAAACCGUGUUCGAGGAAAUCAAGAGAGGGGCGCCUCCUCCUCGAGCUCGUGGCCGAGGCUUGACUGUCCGGCACCUCGCUCUGUUCCUCGAUAUCUCUAUCUAUCAUGGAUUUGAUGACGGCCCGGAUAGCUUUUUCACAAUAUACCGAAACUUGUUCGACCGCCUGGCUUACGACGAAAAACAAUACGUCGACAUGACACUCCCGUCCUUUGGCGAUUCGACAUGGCCCUGGGCGCCUCCAUCAAAGACGGAACAAGAGAAGGCAGCACGAACGUUCUACAAUUUCUGGCUGAACUUCCUCACAAAAAAGGACUUCAAUUGGGCGGAGCAGUGGAACAUAUCUGAAGCACCUGACAGGCGGGUGCGCAGAAUAAUGCAAAAAGACAACAAGAAAGCUCGCGAAGACGCUCGGAAGGAGUAUAAUGAUACUAUCAACGUGAGAACCCUGCAGCUCGUAGAGGCGAGCUUAAUUGACGUGGGCUUUCACCGUCAGUCUCUCACAAGGUUCGUCCGCAAACGCGAUCCCCGCUACAAAGCCCACAUCGCACACCAAUCGCAAACGCACACCCGGACCCCUGCGUCCGGGUCGCGCACGCCCGCCUCCGCACCGACGGCUGCACCAGCGCUCGUCCCCGAAUUCGUCGAGCAGGACUGGCAAAAGGCCACGCGGACGGACGUCGACGAGGCGGCAGAUCUCGAGUGGGCGGCCGCGGAAGGUGUAGAAGCAGAGGUGUGGGAAUGUGUCGCGUGCGAGAAGACGUUUCGCAGCGAGGCGGCGUGGGACAGCCAUGAGCGGAGCAAGAAGCAUCUGAAGGCGGUGGAGAUGUUGAAGCGGCAGAUGAGGGAGGAGGAACAGGAGUUGGGCUUGGGCAGUGAGGCGGAGGGAGACGAGAUGGAAGAGGAAGAGGAAGAAGAGGAGGUCGGAGAGGACAAGGAUAUUGAGGAGCCCUUGCCAUCGCCCAGUCUGCAGAAAAUGUCGGACCAUGAGGAUGUACAAGCACAAAGCAAAGAGCGAAUCGAAGAGAAUGGAGAAGAGGAAAAUAUACCGCAGCCAAAAGCACGGAAGGAAGCGAAGAAGGCGAGGGCUGCAUCUCCCGAAUUUAUGCUCAAGUCCGAGAGAAAGAACCGCAACCUCUUCAACGACGAAGCCGACCAAUCUAUGGGCUCGAGCCCGCCAGCAGAGACCGAACAGGACACAGCAGGAGACGGCACGCCUGAACCCGGUCCACCACAGCCUCAGCUGUCCAAGCGGGAGAAGCGGCGGGCAAAGGAGGCGGCGAAGCAAGCGCCAGGGGAGGCUACUGCACAAUGUAAUGUCUGCAACUCAGAAUUCGAGAGCAGAACGAAGCUCUUUGCUCACGUCAAGUCAACAGGUCAUGCACUCGCCUCCCCAGCUGACGGCAGUCAAGGUCAAGGGGGGAGGAAGAGUAAGAAGGGAAGGAGGUAG